UAUCUAGUUUGGGGCUAAUUUGGAUCGUCCGAGAUCUGUCUUGUGAAAAAAAAGUUGCAAAAUCGAGAAAGGCUUUCUGCUGAGGAGUAUGACUUACAAUGGAAGGAUAGAGAGACAAUUGUUACAUUACGGAUUACAAUUCUCCGUUUCUCUACCUCCUUCUCUCCCUGGAUCUAAUCGCGGUUGUUCGCAAAUUCACAGCUAUAGGGAGGUAUAGCUAACCCACACACAAAUUUCAGAUUUUUUUCCUUUUUCUGUUUACUCAUCGGGAUCGAUGGCGUCGGAGCAAUUGAUGUCCGGUGGAGGAGGAGGAGGAGGUCAUCGUUACCUCCCAAUGCAGAGGGAGCCAUUGGCGUCGAUGACAUCUUCUAUCUUCUCCAAUUCAUUGGAAGACCUGGGGUCGACUCCAAUUUUCGAUGAGUUGCCCAAUGCCGACAUCGUCUUCGUUUCUCGCCCUGACGCUGCCGAUAUCAGUCCUGCCCUCCUAUCCUACACUAUCGAGUUCCAAUACAAACAGUUCAAAUGGCAGAUGGAGAAGAAAGCCGCACAAGUAUUUUUUUUACAUUUUGCUUUGAAGAAACGCACAUUCAUGGAGGAAAUUCAGGAGAAGCAGGAACAAGUCAAAGAAUGGCUUCAGAGCCUAGGGAUAGGAGAUCACCCCACGGUUGAACAUGAAGAUGAUGAACCUGAUGAUGAGGUGGUUCCUGUUCAUCAUGAGGAAAGCACUAGAAACAGAGAUGUACCAUCUAGUGCUGCACUGCCAAUUAUCCGCCCAGCUCUUGGAAGACAGCAUUCUAUGUCAGAUCAGGCUAAGGUUGCUAUGCAGGGGUAUUUGAAUCACUUCCUUGGGAAUUUAGAUAUCGUGAACUCUCCUGAGGUUUGCAGAUUUUUGGAAGUUUCUAAGUUAUCAUUCUCUCCUGAGUAUGGGCCUAAGUUAAAAGAAGACUAUGUUAUGGUGAAGCAUUUGACCAAAAUCUUAGAUGAUGAUGACCAACAAGGGUGUUGUGCAUGUGAUUGGCUUGGCUGUUGUAAUGACAAUUGGCAAAAGGUCUGGGCUGUACUUAAACCUGGGUUUCUUGCUCUACUAAAAGAUCCUUUUGAUUCCAGGCUUUUAGACAUAAUAGUCUUUGAUGUACUACCAAGUUCAGAUGGAAAUGGUGAGGGGAGAGUGUCAUUGGCUGAAGAAACAAAAGAGCGUAAUCCUCUGCGGCAUUCAUUUACGGUGUCGGGUGGUAACCAGAGCAUAAGUUUGAGAUGUAAGAGUCAAAAUAGAGUCAAAGAUUGGGUUGCUGCAAUUAAUGAUGCCGGUCUUCGGCCACCUGAAGGCUGGUGUCAUCCACACAGAUUUGGCUCCUUUGCUCCUCCUCGGGGAUUGACUGAAGACGAUAGUAAAGCUCAAUGGUUUGUUGAUGGUCAGGCAGCAUUUGAUGCCAUUGCUCUGGCAAUUGAAGGAGCAAAGUCAGAGAUAUUUAUUUGUGGAUGGUGGCUGUGCCCAGAGUUGUACCUUAGACGUCCUUUUCAUGCUCAUGCAUCAUCUCGUCUUGAUGCCUUGCUGGAAGCAAAAGCCAGGCAAGGAGUUCAGAUUUACAUCCUUCUGUACAAAGAAGUUGCUAUAGCUCUGAAAAUUAACAGCGUUUAUAGUAAGAAAAAGCUUCUUGGCAUUCACGAAAAUAUCAGAGUGCUGCGCUAUCCAGACCAUUUCUCUAGUGGUGUCUAUCUGUGGUCCCACCAUGAAAAACUUGUCAUUAUUGAUCACCAUAUUUGUUUUAUUGGUGGACUGGAUCUGUGCUUUGGCCGUUAUGACUCCCCUGAGCACAAAGUGGGAGACCAACCCCCGACGAUAUGGCCAGGGAAAGACUAUUAUAAUCCAAGGGAAUCCGAGCCUAAUUCUUGGGAUGAUACAAUGAAAGAUGAGUUGGAUCGAAAAAAAUAUCCGCGUAUGCCAUGGCAUGAUGUGCAUUGUGCCCUUUGGGGACCACCAUGUCGUGACAUUGCUAGACACUUUGUACAACGCUGGAAUUAUGCUAAGCGUAGUAAAGCUCCAAAUGAGCAAGCAAUUCCACUACUUAUUCCUCAGCACCAUAUGGUUAUUCCUCAUUAUAUGGGUGGAAGUGAAGUGAUGAAGGCCCCUAUUGAUAUAGAAAACAAUUUUGAAGGAUUCAAGAGACAGGAUUCAUUUUCCUCCCGAUCAGAAGAUCAAGAUAUUCCUCUGCUCAUGCCUCAAGAAGCUGAUGUCCAAGAUACGUCCAAGUCAGAUUGUAAGGUGAUGAUUGGUAAACAUGAUCAGCAGAGCAGAGGCAGCAGAACUCAUUUUACUUUCAGGAAGUCCAAAGUUGAACCUUUGGCAUCAAACAUGCCACUUAAAGAUUUUGUGAAUGACCUCGAUAAUUUGAAGCAUCAGCAUGAUUGGUCAUCAGAAAUCUUGUUGCCUGGGUUGAGGGCUUCUGAAAAAGAAUGGUGGGAAACUCAGGACCGUGGGGAUCAGGUAGUUUCUCCUGAUGAAAUUGGGCAAGUUGGUCCACGGGUUUCGUGUCGUUGUCAGGCAAUAAGGAGUGUCAGUCAGUGGUCUGCUGGAACAAGUCAGGUUGAAGACAGUAUUCACAAUGCUUAUUGUUCUCUAAUCGAGAGGGCAGAGCACUUCAUCUAUUUUGAGAAUCAGUUCUUCAUCUCAGGUCUUUCAGGGGAUGACACAAUACGGAACCGUGUAUUAGAAGCAUUAUAUAAGCGUAUAUUGAAGGCGCAUAAUGAGAAAAAAUGUUUCAGAGUUAUAAUUGUCAUACCACUUCUUCCUGGCUUCCAGGGCGGUCUGGAUGAUGGCGGUGCAGCUGCCGUAAGAACCAUAAUGCAUUGGCAAUAUCGAACAAUAUGCAGAGGAAAUAAUUCAAUACUACAUAAUCUUGGUCACCUCCUUGGCCCCAAAAUGCACGAUUACAUCUCAUUCUAUGGCCUUAGAUCUUAUGGAAGACUUUUUGAGAACGGUCCCCUAGCCACUAGUCAGGUAUAUGUGCAUAGUAAGAUAAUGAUAAUUGAUGAUCGUGUAGCUCUUAUUGGGUCUGCAAAUAUAAAUGACAGGAGCCUGCUGGGCUCAAGAGAUUCCGAGAUUGGUGUCGUUAUUGAAGACAGAGAAUUAGUUGAUUCAUCUAUGGGAGGGAAGCCAUGGAAGGCAGGGAAAUUUUCUUCAAGUCUUCGUCUUUCACUAUGGUCAGAACACCUUGGCCUUCGUCCUGGAGAGAUUAGUACGAUAAAUGAUCCAGUGAUCGAUUCAACUUACAAAGAUAUAUGGAUGGCAACUGCAAAGACAAAUACCAUGAUCUACCAAGAUGUAUUUUCUUGCCUCCCAAAUGAUCUAAUUCAUUCAAGAGUGGCCCUGAGACAAAGUACGGUUUAUUGGAAGGAAAAGCUUGGGCAAACAACAACAACCGAUUUAGGAAUAGCUCCUAUGCAGUUAGAAUCUUACCAAGACGGAUUUGUAAAGGGUACAAAUCCAAUGGAAAGAUUAGAAUCAAUCAAGGGGCACCUCGUUUCGUUUCCCUUGGAUUUCAUGAGCAAGGAAGACUUGAGGCCCGCCUUCAGUGAAAGCGAGUAUUAUGCAUCUCAGGUUUUCCAUUAACUAAUUUACAAGUCAAGUCGAAAAUCACACAUUUACCAGAAUGAAUGAGAAUACGCUGCUUUCUUCAUCAUCAUCAUCGUAAGAUAGAAUAAAAGCAAGCCCGAUCAAACCGACAAGGAACCUUUGCUGCUGUCCUCAUUGUAGCAACUUGUUGUAGGAAAAACCCGUCAAACAGCAAUUAAGUAAAUAUUAUUGUUAAUUCUGGGCGGCAGUUUAGGAGGCAAUUUUCAUAAUUUCAUAUCAUAUCUUGUUGUAUAACCAACCUCCCCCUCCCUCGAUCUACCUAUAUAUUAUGGAAAAUCAUUCUACUUGUAAUUUAUAUAUAUAUAUAUAUACACUCACAACACAUUCAUUUAUUUGUUGACCA
Molecule: messenger RNA, 3977 nt
Organism: Impatiens glandulifera
Lineage: Eukaryota; Viridiplantae; Streptophyta; Magnoliopsida; Ericales; Balsaminaceae
Product: phospholipase D zeta 1-like
Exons: 20
Coding region: 275-3610 (1111 amino acids)
Biological process (GO): phosphatidic acid biosynthetic process; phospholipid catabolic process; intracellular signal transduction
Cellular component (GO): plasma membrane
Molecular function (GO): D-type glycerophospholipase activity
Source: RefSeq, a predicted model, not a curated record